AUGGAUUCAAAGAAAGACAUAAUUCUAAAGAAAAUUGCAGAAAAUGAAGAAACAACAAUAUAAAAGCUUCCUCCUUAAAUAAGAUUAGCUAUUCCUUUAAAACAUAAAGUUUAAUGCGGUGGAGGCACAUUUGAAAUUUAUACACAUUAUGAAUUAUAGCGUAAUAUAGGAAAUGGAGCAUUUGGUUUUGUUUGUUCAGGAAAGGACAAAUUAAAUAAUAUAGAUGUUGCCAUAAAGAAGGUAUAAAUAUAAAUGAUAGAUAGAUUGCUAUGGUUUUUAGAGAUUUGCUUGAUGCAAAAAAAGUGUUAAGAGAAAUAAAACUAUUGAGUAUAAUUAAUAUUUAAAAAUAGAGUUUUUUGAUAAUCCAAACAUAGUGAAAUUAUUAGAUAUCAUUGUUCCUGAUGAAUAGGAAACAUUUAAGGAUUUAUAUUUAGUGUUUCAAUUAAUGCAUUUAGAUUUAGAGAAAGUUAUAUAAUCUCCUUAACCAUUAACAGAUAAGAAAAUCAAUUGGUGUAUGUAUUAAAUUAUAAGUGGAUUGUAUUAUAUGCAUUCAGCAAAUAUCAUACAUAGAGAUUUAAAACCCAAUAAUAUAUUUAUAAAUGCAAAUUGCCAUAUAAAAAUUGGUGAUUUGAAUUUAGCUAGAAAGUAAGAAGUAGAAAAUGCUUCAAUUCAAACUGAUUAUGUUGUUUAAAGAUGGUAUAGAGCACCUGAAGUUUUAUUAUCUUCAAGUGAAUAUACUAAAGCUAUAGAUAUAUGGUCUUUGGGUUGUAUAUUAGGUGAACUUUUGGGAAGAACUAUUUUGUUUAAAGGAAUGCAUCAUCAAGAAUAAAUUGAAAAAAUAGUUGCUGUUCUUGGUAAACCUAAAUAAUAAGAUUUACCAUAUGAAAUUGAUGAAUAAUCAACUGAAUUUUUAUAAUAAUUACCCGAAAGAGAAGCUAUAAAAUGGGCAGACUUCUUUCCUUUUGCUUCACCUUUAGCAUUAGAUUUAUUAGAACAUAUGUUAGUAAAUUAAUUUUGAAUUAUUUUAGGUUUAUAAUCCUAAUAAACGAUAUACUAUUCAAUAAUGCAUUGAACAUCCUUAUUUUAAGUAACAAUAUAUAGAUCAUCCACCCCAAAUCUGUAAAGAGUCCUUUGAUUGGUCUUUUGAUGACAUUGAACUUAAGGAACAAUCCUUAAGAAAAGCUUUGUAUCAAGAAGCCCUAGAAUUUAUAAAACCAAAAAAAUGA
Paramecium sonneborni is the source of this 1226-nucleotide messenger RNA. The record is from the annotation of a GenBank genome assembly. Lineage: Eukaryota; Ciliophora; Oligohymenophorea; Peniculida; Parameciidae.